AUGCAAAGGUGGACACUAUGGGCUGCAGUCUUCCUGACCUUCCACUGGGCACAGGCCUUUCCACAAACAGACAUCAAUAUCAGCCCAGCCCUGCCAGAGCUGCCCCAGCCUUCCCUGUGCCCCCUGUUCUGGAUGGAGUUCAAAGGCCACUGCUAUCGAUUCUUCCCUCUCAAUAAGACCUGGGCUGAGGCUGACUUCUACUGUUCUGAGUUCUCUGUGGGCAGGAAAUCCGCCAAGCUGGCCUCCAUCCACAGCUGGGAGGAGAAUGUCUUUGUGUAUGAUCUCGUGAACAGCUGUGUUCCUGGUAUCCCAGCUGACGUCUGGACAGGCCUUCAUGAUCACAGACAGGAAGGGCAGUUUGAAUGGACUGACGGCUCAUCCUACGACUACAGCUAUUGGGAUGGCAGCCAGCCAGAUGAUGGCAUCCACGCGGACCCAGAAGAAGAGGACUGCGUGCAGAUGUGGUACAGGCCUAGCAGUGCUCUGAGGUCAUGGAAUGAUAACACCUGCAGCCGAAAGUUCCCCUUUGUCUGUAAAAUCCCGUCUCUGGCCAUUCAUUGAUCCUGUCUUGUCCUACUGGUGUGAGCUCAACUCCAGUAUCACCUUGUAGCUGUACCCAGUGUAGAAUUGAAACUAAAUACAUGUAAAACAUACAUAGGAGAUAAAUCUCUUGGAUAGAGAUUUUAAACAAGCAGAUCUUAAUUAUACAGGGUGGUGACUUGGCCAAGUGACAGGAAAUUAUACAGGGUAGUGACUUGGCCAGUUCAAAUUGGCUUAAUUAAUUUUUU
Saimiri boliviensis boliviensis (Bolivian squirrel monkey) is the source of this 788-nucleotide messenger RNA. The record is from RefSeq and is a predicted model, not a curated record. Lineage: Eukaryota; Metazoa; Chordata; Mammalia; Primates; Cebidae.